Olea europaea var. sylvestris is the source of this 1111-nucleotide messenger RNA. RefSeq names its product transcription factor BEE 1-like. Bases 85 to 909 code for a protein of 274 amino acids. Gene Ontology annotation, biological process: regulation of DNA-templated transcription. The record is from RefSeq and is a predicted model, not a curated record. NCBI's taxonomy places the organism in Eukaryota, Viridiplantae, Streptophyta, Magnoliopsida, Lamiales, Oleaceae. Gene Ontology annotation, cellular component: nucleus. The transcript has 6 exons. Gene Ontology annotation, molecular function: protein dimerization activity; DNA-binding transcription factor activity.
UUUUGCCCCCCUCUAUAUAAUAAAUCGUUCAAACCGCAUACAUAAAGAAAAUAAGUCAUAGCUCACCCUAAAAAAAAGCUGCUUAUGGCUAAUUACUUCUUGCAAAACAUUAAACAAUCUUUCUCAUUAUCAGACAUUGAUUCCAACAUGGAAUUUAUGAACCCUUUUCCAGAAAUAAAUCCAAGUUAUGAAGAUACAUCAGUCUUGAACCUGCAGAACUUGAUGGGAUUUCCCAAUGACAAUAUUUUUCCUCAUUUAGUACCCGAAUGCACUGGUAUCUCAGAAGAUUUUCCUGGUUUGUUUAUCCAUGAGGACAAGAAUUUUGUGCCUCAAACUGCAAAUGAUCAUCUUGCGGAGAAGAAAAGGAAAGAAAUCGACACCUCACAAAGUAGUGGGGCUAAUUUAUCUGCCCAAGGUUCAUUAAAUGGUGUUACAAGGAAAAAUAGUGCAGGAAGAGGGAAAAGGGCGAAAUUAAACGGAAAGGAAGAGGAGAAACGAAGGGAUGUGGUACAUGUUAGAGCUAAAAGAGGCCAGGCCACUGAUAGUCAUAGUUUAGCAGAAAGGGCGAGAAGAGGAAAAAUCAACGAGCGAUUGAGAUGUUUACAAGACAUUGUUCCUGGAUGCUACAAGACAAUGGGCAUGGCAGUGAUGUUGGAUGAAAUCAUCAAUUAUGUGCAGUCCUUGCAAAGUCAAGUUGAGUUCCUUUCUAUGAAGCUUACAGCAGCAAGCAUGUUUUAUGAUUUUAACUCAGAAACAGAUGCAUUUGAGACAAUGCAGCAAGAGAAGGCGUGCGAGGCAUUGAAGAUGCAGAAGAUGGCAAAGGAAGGAUGUGAGGGAAUAAGUUCAGCUCAAUUUGGUUCAUUAGACCUCUCUUUUGGCAAUUAUCCCUCUUGGCCAAGGAACACUUGAAGAUGACCCAAAAAUUUCCCCCUUCUUUUUCAAUUAAAUUUGUAUCAAAACAAACCAGACAUGGUGAAAAAUUGCAGAUUUCAAAAGCUAAACACUAUUGUAUCCUCUCUCACAUUUUUCAGAAUUUAACCAAUUAUUGAUUAAUUAAACAUGUAAUUUUAUUUCGUGCCAUUUAUUAGAAAUAAUGUUAAGCUUUCUGAUA